CAUUAUUUUCAGAUAAGAUUGUGUUUAGUUUUUUUACUAUCACAUUUCCGGACUUAUUAUCCAGAUGGAUAAAGAAGGCUAAUGAUUUUUAUGUAUUGAAUUAGGCAUUUUGAUUGAUUAACUCAUUCAACAGCAGAGAAAAGUGGUUGGCCUCAAAAUGUCUGGAAAAUUAACAGAGACCCAUUUGCACGCAGUAGUUGUGCCAUUUCCUGCACAGGGCCAUGUCAAUCCACUCAUGAAUUUUGCAGAGCUGCUGGCCAUGCGAGGAUUCUUCAUAACCUUUGUCCCCACCGAAUGGAUAGACCAACGCCUUGUAAAAGCAGCUUCCACAGAUUUAGUUGCACGAGACAACCAGGCCAAAGAGAGGGUCUCGAAAUUUCGCUUUCUUUCUAUACCAGACGGCUUACCACCUGAUCAUGGCCGAACUGCCCAGCUUGGUGACCUUUUUCUUUCAACGAAAUGUUUGGGCCCUGCUUUGGAAAGUCUGUUAACUGCACCAGAUACUUCUGUCCCGCCAAUCACCUGUAUUGUUUCCGAUAGUUUUUUGUCAUGCACGGCAGAGGUAGCAAAAAAUCUUGGGGUGCCCAGAGUUGUCUUCUGGACUUCUUGUACUACACUAGCCAUUAUGCAGGCAAACGCUCACUCACUUCUUUCUGAGGGUCAUAUUCCUGUCAAAGAGGAGGACCUGAAAUCUAAUGAGAAACUAAUCACAUGUCUUCCGAGAAAAAUUCCACCUAUCAGGCCAACAGACAUUGUCUCCUUCUACCGCGAAAAACAUGUCUCUGAAAGCAUUUACAGUUGCUUUCUCUACGAGUCUCGCAUCCACAACAUAGCAGACUACGUGCUAGUCAACACUUUCGAGGAGUUGGAAGGAGGCAAAGAAGCACAAAUGGGUCUCAGCGUUAAUGGGUGCCCUGCUCUGGCAAUAGGCCCUCUGUCUCUUCCAAAUUUCUUGGAAGGUAGGAAUUCCAUGUACAGCAUGUGGGAAGAAGAUAAAACCUGCCUCCAAUGGCUAGACGCUCAACCGCAGGGAUCUGUGUUAUAUGUUUCCUUCGGUAGCAUUGCUGUAAAAUCUGAAAUACAAUUGCAUGAACUGGCUCUUGGACUAGAAGCUUGUGGGUACCCGUUCCUUUGGGUUCUCAGAUCAGAUAUAGCAGAAGGUAAGCCUAUGGAAUUACCUGAGGGUUUCAAGGAUCGAACAAAGGAUAGAGCCCUGAUUGUUAGUUGGACGGAGCAAUUGAAGGUGCUUUCUCACCCUUCUCUUGGAGGAUUCCUUACACAUAAUGGAUGGAAUUCUACUCUAGAGGCAAUUAGUAUGGGAGUUCCUAUGAUUGGAUGGCCUUAUUUUCAUGAUCAAUUUCUUGAUUGUCGAUUUGCAAAAGACAUAUGAAAAGUUGGUCUAGACUUCAAAGGUGUUGAUAUAGAUGAAUUUAAAUUGGUGAAAAAAGAAGUUGUAAAGAGUACAAUUAUAAGUUUAAUGGAAGGUUCUAUUGGAAAGAAAUUACAAAAAAAUGUUGGGAGGCUAAAGAAGGAAGCAAAAAGGGCUGUCAUUAAAGGAGGGACUUCUUAUACAAACUUGAACACUUUUGUAGAGGAUAUGCAUAAGAUGGUAAAUUCAAAUAUCUAAGGAAUUUCUAAAUUUAUGGCAUUAUAUCUUGUAAAUUUAUAUUUUAAUUGGUUCAUUGUAAGAGAAUGCUUAUUAUUACCUAAAACU
Molecule: messenger RNA, 1714 nt
Organism: Cryptomeria japonica (Japanese cedar)
Lineage: Eukaryota; Viridiplantae; Streptophyta; Pinopsida; Cupressales; Cupressaceae
Product: 7-deoxyloganetin glucosyltransferase
Exons: 3
Coding region: 158-1390 (410 amino acids)
Molecular function (GO): UDP-glycosyltransferase activity
Source: RefSeq, a predicted model, not a curated record